Schistocerca cancellata (South American locust) is the source of this 1223-nucleotide messenger RNA. It is a transcript of the gene Pex14, whose product is annotated as peroxisomal membrane protein PEX14. Gene Ontology annotation, molecular function: signaling receptor binding. The coding region runs from base 262 to 1050 and encodes 262 amino acids. Lineage: Eukaryota; Metazoa; Arthropoda; Insecta; Orthoptera; Acrididae. The transcript has 5 exons. Gene Ontology annotation, biological process: protein import into peroxisome matrix, docking. Gene Ontology annotation, cellular component: peroxisomal membrane; peroxisomal importomer complex. The record is from RefSeq and is a predicted model, not a curated record.
UUCAUUCCCAUUAGAAACUGAAAACAACAUACUCAGGAAAAUAUGUCGCACUUAUAAGCCUAAGUAAAUGUGCUGAAUGUGAAGAAUCAGGUCCCAAUUAAUUUCGAAGAUACGCGAUACACGGUUUUUAUUAGUGUUCGUUCGUUUUAAUCUCUGAAACUAUAAAGAUGACAUUUAUGUUUUGAAUUGUUGAUAAUGCGCUCUUCGUACUAGUGACGCUGAAACGUGCAAUUUUAAAGCCCCGUGCAGUGUUAUGCAAUCAUGCGUGUGCCAGACAAUAACAAUUUACCGAACUUCAACGAUGGAUCUACGAAACCCCGAGAGGAGCUCAUUUCCAUUGCUACAAGGUUUUUGAGUAAUCAGAAGAUACAACAGAGCCCUUUAACAUAUAGGCAGAAAUUCCUAAAAUCUAAAGGACUGACGGAUGAAGAAAUCAGCAUUGCCUUUGAGCGUAGCUUCACUCCAUUGCCUGACACUCAGACAUCAAUAGCAAUACCCCCACAACAGAUAGUUCUUCCACGACCAACAUUCUGGAGCAGAUUUAGAGACAUUGGCAACAGUAUAGCACUAAUAGCAGGUGCUCUCUAUGCAUUAUAUCUGUUCUAUAAGAGAUUCUUACACUCAUUUUUCUUUGGGAAGAAAAAGAAGAAAUCUCUUGAAGAUUCUAUUGUGGACUUAGAGAAAUCAUUGACAGGGAAAGUAAAGAGUGUGCAGGAUGAUGUGAAGAAAACUAGUAUUGAAAUUGGACAUUUAAGCAACCUAGUACAAAAUGCAGAUACAACAAGUAGGCACAUCCAAGAUCUAAAGGCAGAGUUCUCCUCACUCAAGAGUGUGCUUCUUAGUGGGUCACAGUUUCCUGUGCCAAAACAGACUCCAUUAGUAUCAACUGCAAUUCCUUCUUGGCAGAUGCCUCAAAAAGAGGAAGGUGGUACAGGGGUGCAAUCCAAGACUGAAGGCGUCAGUGAUGAGGCUUGUGGAUCAGGCUCAAGUGAUCCUGAAAUGAUAAAUAACAAUGGAAGUGAUAGCAGUAUGGAGUUAAUCAGAGAAUAGCAUCUCGUAACGAUGUAGCAAUAAAUGUGGCAUCUUGUAGUUCAGAAACACUGUAAUUUGCCAUAUAUUAUAGUGACACAUUAUCAAUACUUUAAAUGACUGCCAUAAAAUAAGUCAUUGCUCAAUGAUUUUGUAAAACAAAAGUUUUCAGAGCACCAGCAGUGCAGUUUUUU